AUGUCUGAAGGGGUGGCAGACGUGCCAACGGCACCGGCAACUCCAAUUGCGCCCACGGCCAUGGCCAUGGCUACAGUCUCCACUCCCACCAACAGCACUACCGACCCAGACGGCCUUGCGGCCGGUCCUGACGGUGGUGACGGUGGCGAUGGCGGUGAAGGUAGCAACACACCCGACGUCGACAUGAAGGACAGCAGCCUCGUGGCCAUCACAGGAACGCCAACCACGCCAUCGUCCACGCCGCAGAAGGAACGCCACUCGCUCACGCUGGACCAGCGACGGGCGCUCAGGCGCUGGGCCAACACGCAGCCCAACCGGCCAUCACACAAGCAGUGCAUCGAGUGGUUCCACCGCGAAUACCACCAGACCAUCUCGCAGUCUACCGUCUCGCACAGUCUCUCGCCCAAGUAUGCCCGUCUCGACGGCGAGCCUCAGCUGUCGGGCAGCCGUCUGCGCUUUGGCAACUGGCCCGAGGUCGAGAAGCUCGUCCUGCUGUGGUACCAGCAGAUGACCAAUGCCGGCCGGCAUCCGACUAACGAAGAGCUGGCCGACAAGGCCAAGAGCAUCUUCACCCAGCUGCCGCGCCACCGUGGCGAGGAGCCGCCCGAAUUCUCGCCCGGCUGGAUCCAUCGCUUCAAGAAGCGCUACGGUCUGCUGAUUCGCCGCCAGCGUCGCCAGUCGGGUCUCGGCGUCGAUCCGUCCGGCAACAGCGACCAGGCUGCCGACAUUGGCUACCUGAUCGACACCCUCCCGGGCCUGAUGGAUGUCGUCGCCGACACGAACCCGGUGGACAUCCGGGACACCUUGCAGCGCACUCUGGGCAUCGAGCCGUCCAUUGCGGUGUGCACCCGUGUGCGCAACGAGCUGGUGCACUAUGCCAUCUCAGCAUCGCCAGCCGCUGUGCCUGGAGCUCCUACUGGGCCGCCUGGGCUGGCAUCGGCCACCACAACCUCUGAAGCCUCGGCAGCCACGGCCGCCGCAGCCGCUGUGGCCGCAGCUGCGGCUGCAGCUGCCGCCGCGUCCGCAGAUUACGGGGCUUCGCGGUGCGAUAGACAUGACCCACAGCAGCAGCAGCAGCAGCAGCAGCAGCAGCAGCAGCAAGGCGGUAGUGCCGGCAGCAGUGGUGCUAGCCAUCAUUCCAACGGCCCUGACUCGACGUCAGUCUAUCCAAACCCGGACGACGACCCAGAAAUGGUGCUGCAGAACGCGCUGCGACAGCUACAGCAACAGGACGAGGUCGAGGCUGCUGAGGCUGCUGCAGCAGCUGCUGCUGCUGUCGCAACAGUUGCUGCUGCCGCUGGCUCAGUCGCAGAUGCAGCAGAUGAUGCCCGCCACCGCGCCGAGCUGAGCGUGCCGGCCACGCCGUCAAAGGGAGGCGGGGAUGCAAACGCACACCUCAACACGUCGGCAUCCUCGGCCCCAGUCGCAGACCAGCCGUUGCGGUGUCCCUUUUGCGUCAACCAGCGGAUGCUGCGGACGAUCAAGGAAGCCGUAGAGCACAUGACAACACAUGUGGUCAUGGAGUAG
Molecule: messenger RNA, 1527 nt
Organism: Grosmannia clavigera kw1407
Lineage: Eukaryota; Fungi; Ascomycota; Sordariomycetes; Ophiostomatales; Ophiostomataceae
Product: centromere-binding protein
Exons: 1
Coding region: 1-1527 (508 amino acids)
Cellular component (GO): nucleus
Molecular function (GO): DNA binding
Source: RefSeq, a predicted model, not a curated record